Messenger RNA from Amphiprion ocellaris (clown anemonefish), 2957 nucleotides. RefSeq lists its product as uncharacterized. Gene Ontology annotation, cellular component: plasma membrane. The transcript has 11 exons. The coding region runs from base 54 to 2024 and encodes 656 amino acids. Gene Ontology annotation, biological process: non-canonical Wnt signaling pathway; canonical Wnt signaling pathway. The record is from RefSeq and is a predicted model, not a curated record. Gene Ontology annotation, molecular function: Wnt receptor activity; Wnt-protein binding. NCBI's taxonomy places the organism in Eukaryota, Metazoa, Chordata, Actinopteri, Pomacentridae.
AGACACAUUAGUCCCAAACCAGCCCAGUAGAGUAUUUCAGAUUACUGAGAGCCAUGAAGCCUUUCUUGCUGGUGUUUUUGGGUUUGCGGCUGUCUCUUCAGCAGGGAUAUAACAGGAGAGACGAUGGGUCAAACUGCAGGCCAUUCACAGCCAGCUUUUGUCAAGGUGUGGGUUACACCACCACCCUCCAUCCCAGCGGAGUUCAAGGCUACAACCUGCAGCAAAUUGGUCAGAUUGUGGAGACGGCCUGCUCACCGGCCAUCGCCACCGUCAUGUGUCGUGUUGUGGUGCCUGAAUGCAACUCAGAGAAUGACAACCGGCUGAAACCAUGCAGAGCUCUCUGUGAAAAGGUCAAGACGGACUGUGAAUCUGCCCUCAGAGCAAAGAGGUUGUACUGGCCAACGAAGCUCCGAUGUGACACUUUACCAGAAUCCAACUGUAUGCAGAAUCAGAACAAGCCUGUUACUGAAGCGCCCCCUGCAACAUGUCAGCCAAUCACAGUUCCUCUCUGCAGAGACCUGAUUUACACAGAAACCCUCCUGCCCAAUAUUCUAGGUCACACUACGCAGGAAGAUGCAGGUCUGGCAAUAAACCAGUUUCAACCACUGGUUCAGGUGGGGUGCUCUCCUCAACUGAAGCCUUUCUUGUGCUCCGUCUACACUCCCAAGUGUGUGUUAGGAAAAGCUCAGCGUCCCUGCAGAACGCUUUGUGAGCAAGCACGAUCCGGCUGUGAGUCGCUGUUGAACAAAUAUGGUUUCCAGUGGCCGGACCAUCUCAAGUGUGACACAUUUACUACAGAGUUCUGUGAAAAUACUGCAUUCAACAGCUUUACAGAAGCACCUUCAACAUGCCAGCCCAUCACCAUUCCUCUCUGCAAAGACCUGCCUUACACAGAGACUGUGCUGCCAGGCGUUCUCGGCCACAAAACCCAGGACGAUGCAGGCCUGGAAGUGCAUCAGUUUUUUCCACUGAUAAAAGUGCAGUGCUCCCCUCAUUUGAAGCCUUUCCUGUGCUCCGCCUACGUUCCCAAGUGUGAGGCAGGAAAACCUCAACCUCCCUGCAGAACGCUCUGUGAACAAGCACGAUCCGGCUGUGAGUCACUGAUGAACAGAUUUGGCUUUCAAUGGCCAGAAUCCCUCAAAUGCGAAAGAUUUACCACAGAGUCCUGUGAACAAUAUGGAGUGAGCAGCAGUGGAGGACUCUGCGAGCCGAUCACCAUCCCGAUGUGCCAGGGCCUCUCCUACAACCAGACCAUCGUUCCAAAUCUCCUGGGACACACAAGUCAAAGAGAGGCGGUCACGAGGAUGUCCUUUUUCAACUCCAUCACGCAAAGUGUGUGCUCAGUGGACAUACGUCUCUUCCUGUGCAGGGUGUAUGCCCCUGAAUGUGUGGCUGGACAGGUGCGGCGGCCCUGUAGGUCAUUCUGUGAGAAUGCCAAACGGGCCUGUGAGGGUUUGAUGAACAGUUUUGGCGUUUCCUGGCCACAUGAGCUGCAGUGUAGCUCAUUCUCAGAGGACUCGUGUGUGUCUGAAGACCAUAGGCCUGAGAAUAUGAAUGCUGAAGAUGUCCUCACUAAACUGAAUGCUGCCGGCUUUUCUGUUCGUGGCAAAUCCUUAACUCUCAAGACCGCCCAGCUUCUGUUGACUCUUGUGGAUACAGAUAAGACCAGAGACUUGACUGCAGUGGAGUUCUUCAAACUGGGGCACUAUGUGGCUGCUAUCAGGAGAGAGUAUGUGGAGAGCUAUGAGAGCAGGAACCCACCUGCUGUCACUGAGACCCAAAUGAAAAAGAGUCUGUCUGCUCAUGAAUUUCGUUUAGAUGAUGAAACCUUCAAAGUUCUGUGGCAGGAAUAUGGCUCCCAAAAUGGGAUCAACUACGACCAGUAUGUGGCUGUCCUGACAAAACUUCGGAUCCUCCGAGAUCGUUUCCAGGCUCAUCUGCUGAAGGUGCCAUGUGACUGCCAAAUGGCCACCUUCUCUCUGAAGCAGAAAAGGAGCACGUCUAAACUGGGUGCAGAGGUUUGACUGGAGCACAGGACUGGGUAGCGGUCCAAUCAGAAUGAGUGACAUGCAGGUACCCAUUUUGCACGUAUAUAUAAUAUACACAUACAUAACCUGUCAAAAACAGUUCAUCCCCCAAAGAAGAGAGGUGUAAAACCACCACUGACUUCACACAAGUGUAAAAUUGCAAGUAAAAACAGCACCUUCCCACUUACUCAAAAUUGUAGUUUUUGUACUAAGUCGUAAUUGUUUUUCAUCCUUUCCACUUUGUAUUUCUGGAUUCACUGACAACAUUUAACAUUGAUUGUAAUAAUAUGGAAACCUGCUUUGAGUUAUAUCAAUAUAUUCCAGAUCCCCACAGACUGACUACGUGACCUGUGAUCAAAGGAUCAAGUCCAUUUGCUUUACAGUUUUCAGCUCUUUGUUCGUUAGCUUAAAUCACCCCGAGUAAAACUUACUUACCAUCAAGUGGAACUAUGGUUGCUAUAUAAGUUUACAACAGCUGUUAACCUGACAUGAACUACUGUGUAUGUUCUCCAAACAAUCCUAACUACCAAUCAGUUAAUCAAAAACCUAAAUAAGAUGUUCAAGGUUUUGUGACCCACACCUAAAACACACCAUAUAAAGCACCAUAGACUUGUUUUUAAACUGUAAUUUUUAGUUUGUGUUUUAAUCAUUACUUAAUGUUUUAUGAGAUUUAAAAAGAAAAUGAAAAAAAACACUCAUUGUCAAUAUAGAGGUUGUUUAUUAAUUUUCAUAGAAGUUCAUAUACACUCCAAUGGUGCUCAUAUGUCAUUGUCAAUAUAGUGGUUGUUUAUAUUCCUAUAGUGGUUAACACUACCAGCUAACAUGGUUACUUGCGUGAUAAAGGGCUACAGAUGUAAGAAUGAUAAUAGCAUGCUCCAGUUUUCAGGCACUCGAGUGUUUGACAUUGGUACAGCUUGAGGUUACUAUAUU